UAUCAAUGGUUAUAUUUCACACUUGUACUAAUGCAUAAAAAGAACUGACACCCAUUUUAUUUUUUACAACCCCUUUGUCCUGUGCAAUGGAAUGCAGGUCUCAUAAUUUACAUAAUCAUCGAUUAAUGACAUUCAUGCACUGUCUAGCCAGUCCAUAACAACCGUGCAGUGUCCAAGCAUGUCUUCUCUAGUCCUGAGCUUCUGUUAGGAGUAACUGAUGUUCGCUCCUUCAGAUGAUGCAUUAUGAUAGCAUAAAAUUAGCCAAAGAAGCAAAGACACAUCUGGUUGCACAAAACACAUUUUCUUAGUCCGUGCAGAUGUUUAUUUAAUUUCUCUCAGCCGCGCGUCCUCGAAUAAUACGCACGAAAACGCGCAUUUGUAGGAAGUAAACAAAGUAAUGUUAGCUGCUCAGUAAACGGUACCGCUGCGCGCGCAUUUACACUUUUACGACGGAAGUGCAACGGCUGAAACCCGGAGGAAAGCGACAACGGGAGUGAAAACUAAGCGGAAUUAGUCAAUGAGAGGGAGGAGAGAGCGAGAGAGAAGGAGUGUGUGCGACAGGGAGGCUGAUGGACGCUGAGGCCGAGGUGGACGUGGCGGGUCCGGCAGGGGUUUGAUGUGGGUUCCGCUUACGGCGCGUUGACGGCCGAACAAAAAAAAAGCAAUGAACAGGAGCCAGGGGAAUCACCAUUGUUCCUAACCCAAGCCAGAGGUUUUUCUCGGCAGCAGUGACAAUCCCCUCUCAGGAACCCCGCUUUUAUCUCUGUGAACAUAAGAUAUAUUACUCAUAACAGACGUUUCGUUUAAGUGGUGGAGUCGUUUCCACCACGAUGGCAGAGUUGGAGACAGAAUGCAUCACUUUAGGACUAAAUAAUUUGGUGUCGGAGUGUGGCACGCCACCACUUGACCCUCUACAAGCAGAGUGCACCACGCCAACCCUGACCAUGCUGUCGUCAGAAUGUAGCACGCCAACGCUCAGCUCGCUGGCCUCCGAGAUCGUGGAGCCCAUGGCUAUGCUGCCGUGCAUCAAAAGCGAGCCUGACCUCGACCCCAUCUGCACGGUGGACCUGUCCGUGAUCCAGCCCCUGAGCACGGCCGAGCUGGCCUCCGAACAGAUCAAGAUGGAAAUCAGCGGCCUCGACUACAUCAAAUCAGAGCACCACAGCGACCUCCAUUCCUUCCACAGCACGGAGCUGGACUCCUACAAGUCACACUACGAACCCAGUCUGGUGUUCGACUACAUCACUCACGUCUCAGACAGCUUAGAGUACAUCAAGUCGGAGCAACAUUCGGACCUCCACAGCUACUACGCCAGCGAGCUCGGCGCCAUCAAGACCGAGUACGAACCCAUCCUCAUGUCCAGCCACAUCAAGACCGAGAUGAACGGCUUGGAGUCCAUUCACAUGGCGGAGCUGCGCAGCGAACUCAACAAGCUCCGGCCCGAAACCGUAAUCGACAGUAUGGGGAAAAUGGACUCGGAUUUCCAAUCUGGAAACCUUUACGAACUGACGUCUGUCCAGGCGAACAAAGCGACUGCCGCACACAACCAAACCAGCACAAAAGGCCACGGACUGACUCAACGCAAACCGCGCAACCUCACAGGUGAGAAGCCGUUCUCUUGCACCCAGUGCGGGAAGAACUUCAGCACCCUGGGUAACCUGAAGACUCACCAACGCAUCCAUACCGGCGAGAGGCCUUACACCUGCUCCCAGUGCGGGAAGAGCUUCGGGCAGGCUGGGAACUUGAAAAGGCACCAGCUUAUCCACACGGGGCAAAAACCUUACACUUGUGCGCACUGCCCGAAGGGUUUCACCAAAGCGGACGAUCUCCGCUCGCACCAGCGGCUGCACACGGGCGAGAAACCAUUCAGUUGCGCCGAGUGCGGUAAGAGCUUCGGUCAAACGAAGGAACUGAAAGCCCACCAGUUGAGCCACACGGGAGAGCGGCCCUUCUGCUGUUCGCUGUGCGGCAAGAGCUUCACUAAAGAGACGAGUUACCGCAAUCACCAGCAAAUCCACACAGGCGAGAAGCCCUACAGCUGCUCCCAGUGUGGCAAAACUUUCAGCAAUUCAGGGGUCCUCAGAACACACGAGAAGAUUCACUCCGGGGAAAAACCGUUCGGCUGCACCCAGUGCGGCAAAAGUUUCGGUCGCUUGGGACAUCUUAAAGCACACCAGCAAACUCACACGGGCGAACGGCCGUACACUUGCCAGCAGUGCGGGAAGAAUUUCAGCCAAUCAGGUCAUCUCAAAGCACACGAGCAGAUUCAUAAAAGAGAACAGCCCGAUCUUAGCAGUGGCAGCAGUGGCAGUAACGAUAGUAGCUAAAAGAAACCUCAUGUCUCAAAAGUAUUACUCCUUUUUUGUUCGUUCUUUUUUUUUUCUUUUUGUUUUUUAUCUAAAAGCUACAAAAUAUAUAUAUAUAUAUAUAUUAUUAAAUAUAUAUGUUUCAUUAUGUUUUCAUACUUUACGUCUCCUCUUCUUUUCUUAAUAUCUUCUUUUGGGUACAGUUGUGACUGAUUUUCUCUCAUGAAAGUGUCUACGUUUGGGAUCAGUGAGCUUACAGAGAGUCUUUGUAUCUUGUCUGGUCUGUGUCGUAGUGAGUGCCAUUCUAGUUUCUUUCCUCCAGUAAAGUACUCGUGUACACGUUUAUUGAUAAUAUGUAAUUCUUUAACCAUGUACUGGAAUGAAUUAUUAAAGAAAAUAAUGUAAAAAAACAAAAA
Messenger RNA from Cyprinus carpio (common carp), 2722 nucleotides. RefSeq lists its product as uncharacterized. Gene Ontology annotation, cellular component: nucleus. Gene Ontology annotation, molecular function: DNA-binding transcription factor activity, RNA polymerase II-specific; RNA polymerase II cis-regulatory region sequence-specific DNA binding. The record is from RefSeq and is a predicted model, not a curated record. Lineage: Eukaryota; Metazoa; Chordata; Actinopteri; Cypriniformes; Cyprinidae. Gene Ontology annotation, biological process: regulation of transcription by RNA polymerase II.